Molecule: messenger RNA, 1392 nt
Organism: Filobasidium floriforme
Lineage: Eukaryota; Fungi; Basidiomycota; Tremellomycetes; Filobasidiales; Filobasidiaceae
Product: Rds1 protein
Exons: 8
Coding region: 63-1157 (364 amino acids)
Source: RefSeq, a predicted model, not a curated record
UCUGUCGCUUCUGACUUUUGCCACCCAACACAAACCAGUCGAUCUACCUAACAUCGAUCAAAAUGUUGUCCAAAACCUUCCUCGCCCUCGCCACCCUUGCUACGGCCGUCUUGGCUGCCCCCGGGCCUUUGGCUCCCCCCAAGCCCGCCGGUGGAAACUCGAACGCUUCGUCCCCUCCCCCCGAGUACAAGCCCAUGUCCGACUUUGACUUCCAGAGUCUCAACUUGGCCUUGAACCAGGAGUGGAUCGAGCUCGACCUUUUCAACUACGGUCUCGCCAGGUUCUCGGACGCCGAGUUCGACGCCCAGGGUAUUGAUGCCGAGCAGCGAGAGCUCAUCCGCUUCAUGGCUCAGCAAGAGAUCGGACACGCCAACUUGAUCUCGAACAUCCUGCAGGGUGCUGGAGCCAAACAGUGCACGUACUCCUACAACUUCAAUUCGGUCCCCGAGUUCAUCCAGUUCUGCGCUAUCCUCACCCGAUUCGGAGAGUCUGGAGUUUACGGCUUCCUCCCCGCCCUCGACUCUCGUCCCGCUGCCCAGCUGCUCCUCCAGUCGAUCUCGACCGAGGCUCGUCAGCAGAUGGCUUUCAGGCAACUCGCAGGCGCGUUCCCCAUGCCGGUGUCGUUCGAGGCUGGUAUCUCCCAGUCCAUGGCGUGGACUCUCCUGUCUCCCUACCUUAUUUCUUGCCCCCAGGAAAACCCCAGAAUCCAAUGGUCCAGGUUCCCUACUUUGAACGUUCUCAACAAUCCUAACCUUACUGCGGAAGGCGUUCCGUCGGCGCUAUCGACCAACCGGACUCAGCUCACCUCCCCCGGCUACAACAUCGAGGUUACCUACGACGCUCCCGGCCAAAACGUGUCCUACAACAACAGCUACAUGACCGUUCUUGGGUCCAACGUCACUCAAACCGAGAACUUAACGUGUAAUUUCAUUUCGCAACUAAACACGACCACCUCUCCCUUCGUCAGACAAUCGAAUGGUUCCGGAUACUGUACGAUUCCUGAAGGUCAGGUCUACGAAGGUGUCUACGACAACCCGAUCAUCAACGGCACCAACUUCCUCCUCCUUACCAGCGAGGAGCUGUACGUCACUCCCUACAACCUGAGCCUGUUGGAUGCCGUUGUCGUUGCCGGACCUCAGGUUAUCGUCUACGGUUGAAGCUCUUGGGCCAGCUGAAAUCUGCAUGUGCUUGUGCUUAGCAACAUGCGGCGCUGUGACAACUUCAAUGAACCAACCAGGAUCUUUAGUCCGGAUCAUAUUCUUACUAUCCAUCACCAUAAUCUAUGCCGCUAUUUGCUUGCCAAAUGUAUCCAAUAACCUCGUAUUCUAUCCAAUCGUCCUGGCAACGUAAGCCAGUUACCACAGCUAGCAGCCACCUGUGCGCUUUGAGAUA